Molecule: messenger RNA, 2642 nt
Organism: Cinara cedri
Lineage: Eukaryota; Metazoa; Arthropoda; Insecta; Hemiptera; Aphididae
Source: the annotation of a GenBank genome assembly
GAAGAAACUAUUAUGUAAAUUAAAAAAAUAUACAUAUAAUACAUAUGUAUAUUUAAUAAAAGUCAUAUAAUUAGUUUCCUGGCAUACUCAAAUCAUUUAUUUUUCUAUUAAACGUUAGCAAUUACAUACUCUAUAAGUAGUAAUAUUGUAUUUUCAAAAAUGACUGUCAUAGUUAGAGUUGACACAAAUGUUUCAACUUCAGAUGUUGAUGAAGCAUUUUUAAUUGAAAGUACUGAAUCACUUGCUAAUACUUUCAAAAUAUCAAAGUCUGUAAGUAUAUAUUGUAACAAAUCAAAUUUGUUAUUACUUAUUAAUAACUUAAUGUUUAAUUUCAUGAUUACUAAAUUGUACGGAUAACAUUUAAACAAAAAAAAAAAUUCUUUUUUUUUCUUUUAGGAUAUUUUAAUAUUUGUUAAUGCAGACCAGCCUAUUCUCAUUGCUGGUUCUGAAAAACCAGCAGCAGUUUUAACAAUCUAUAGUACAGAUGGAAUUAAUGAAGUUAGUAAUAAACUCCAUUCAGCAACAUUGUUUUCAUUGCUAACUAAGUAUCUAAAAGUCAAUGAAGAUAGGUGAGAAAUAUUUUUCAUAUAUUUAUUAUUAAUUAACAAAUUAACAAGAAAUACUAAGGAUGAUUAACUAAAAUUCCAAUUGCUACUUAACUUGUAUAAAAUGAAAUUUACUAACUUAAAAAUAUGUUGUGUAUUUACAUCUGGUGCACGCAUUGGAAAAGUAAGAAAAAAGGUGCUAUAAGACUAAAAAAAAUUAGCAUCCCAUACAAUUAUUAAAUUCAAUCAGUAUGUAGAAACUAAAGGGCAAUGCCCCAUAUGAUUUUUGCAUCUUAUUCAGUAAUUCAUAAUUUCCGAAAACAAACAUUAUUAAAUAUUAACACUAUUGCAGGCUAAUUUCUUGUUUACAUAAUAAAUAAUAUAUAUUUUAAAUUUACUUUAUGUGUUUUUAUUAUUUUUUCCCUAUGUAAACAACUUUUCUGCUAGAAAUCUUGCUCCAAUUAUCAACUAUGGAGUUGAUGAUUUCUCAUAAAAAUUGUUAUUACGUUUGUGCAACGAGGCGGUUAUUUUUCGAUUUUCUUUGUAGUAUUUUUAAUUAUGCGGAAAACCCUUCCACCAAAAACCGCCUGGAAAACUUUUAAUUGUUACAUUUACAAAUUAACGGUUUCUGUUAUAUUCCAUUUUGUUUAUUUAGCCCAAAAUAAUUAUAAAGGCCAGACAUUUUACUGAAUACUUAUAAAGGUAUAGUCUCAUUUGUACAGCGCUUUGUAGACAUAUGUAGUACAAUUUUCAAAACAUUCUGUCAAAUUUUCAUUUAUCCCUAGAUUUUAUUUUGUUUUAAGUGAUUAAAAUUGUUUUGGUUCAGCAAAAAUGUUCAAAAAUGUAAUACAAUUUUCAUCAUAAGUUGAAAUUAAUGGAAAACAAAAUUCAGGGUAUUGUAGAAAUUUUUUUUUAUAAGUGAUAAAAGUUCAAAUUUUAAUGAAAAUGCAAAAUAUGUAAAAGUUGAGAAAAGGAUUUUAUAAAAAAAAAAAAUAAAAAUGAAUAUUUUAUAAACAGUUAUAUUAUAAAAUAUAAUAAUCACAUGAAAAAUACAUGAUUUAAGGGGUGACAUCGCCUCCCCCCUCUUGUAUCCACCACUGCAUCCCUAACAUUCCAUUUCAACCAAAUAUUAAAGUUACUCUAACAUUUCUGAAAAAUGAGGUACUCGAAUUUUGUUUUACACGUUUAUAUUGUGUAUAGUGUCUGCCAAAAUAUUCUGAAACAGUAUUUACUAUUUUGUCUUGUUAGCAAAGUAAUCCAUAAAAUAAAGGUCUUGCUCGUGACUCUUGACAAAUGCAUAAUAUUUAUUAUUUACAAUUAACAAUUUUUAAAAUGUCUUUAAAAAUAACUCAAUCACUUUUAAUUUGUAUAUUAAAGAACCCAUGAAUGAACUGUUUUUUUUUUUUUUUUCAAAAAAUACUUUACAGUAAAAACACACAUGCCUCAGUGUUUAAAUAUUGAUCUUUUUUUUUUUACAUUGGAUAGAGGAUAACUUUCUUCCAAAACCUAAAAAAAUCUCCCUGUAGUAUAAUAAAAAAAAAAAAAAAAACAGUAUUACGAUAGGCAUAAUAAUAUAUAAAUAUAUUAUGAAAAUUGUAAUCUUAAACAUUAAAAUAUACUGUUAUAGUAUUUUUUAUGAAUGAAACUAUGAACAAAAUAUUAGAAUUAAUAUUAAUCGCGGAUUAUAAAAAAUAAUAAUUGUAACGGAAAUGUAUGUGAUAAUUAGAUAUUUUAUAAUGCAGCUAAUUUUUUAAAGAUAUUUUAAUUUUUAACACAAUAAAUUAUUUUCAAUUAACAAUCAUAAUUUCAUUAUUAUAUUAUGAAAAUCUAAAUAUUAACAAUUUUGAAUAGAUAUCUAAAAACUAUAGGAUUUUUUUAUAUAAAUACAGAAAUCUAAUGUUUUUUUUUGUUUUAGAAUUUCAAUUGCAUUUUCUGCAGUCGAACCAUAUAGCAUGGGAGUCAAUGGAAAAACAUUUGUUCAAUAAAAUAUGUGUACUUGUAUUACAUAACUAAACCAUUAUUCUAAAUCAAUGUUAAAAAAUAAAUAUUAAAUACAAUUUAUUAUUUCGUUAUUUGUUAUUCAUUUUUGUGAAAAAA